This is a messenger RNA of Teleopsis dalmanni, 2885 nucleotides long. RefSeq names its product slender lobes-like protein. The record is from RefSeq and is a predicted model, not a curated record. NCBI's taxonomy places the organism in Eukaryota, Metazoa, Arthropoda, Insecta, Diptera, Diopsidae. The coding region runs from base 1 to 2823 and encodes 940 amino acids. The transcript has 7 exons.
AUGCAGAACAAGUGGUAUAACUUGAAGCUGUGGCAACAAACGUUUGGUGAUGGUGAUGAUGAUGAUAGUGGUGAUGGUGUAAAUGAUGUGGAACUGUAUGCUGUUGCUGUGAAUGCGUUUGGUAUUGUAGUUGAGUUGGAGGCAAUUGUUGUUGUUGAUGGUGCAGCAAUUGUUGAUGGUGAUGAUGGCAAUUUAGAGUCAGAACAUGUAGUCGAUUUUAAGUUCAGUAAUGAAGAGGAGUUAGAACAUGAAGAAGAUUUGGAGAAUAGUGAUGAAGAAGAAAUAGAACAUAAAACAAGAUCAUUUGGAAAAUCAAAUUCCUAUAAAGACAAAAAAUCUAAAAUUGAAAAGGGUCGUUCAUUCAUUGAUGACGACGAAGAAGAUAGGGUAUCAAGUGAUGAAGAACAGAUUGAAUAUAAAUCACAACCAUUAGAAAAAUAUGUAUCCAAGAACAAAGUAGAUCAGAACAAAAAUAAAAGUAUUUGUUCAUAUAAUGCUGAUGUAGAAGACGGAUAUAAAUCUUGCUUAUCACGAAAAUCACUUUCCAGUAAACAAAAGAAAAUAACGGAAUAUAUUUCUUCCAAUUUUGAUGAAGAGACAAAAUGUAAACCAGAAUCGCCACAAAAAUCAGUAUCUCGGAAAGAAAUUAAGAAAAAUAUUGAAAAUAUCCCGUCAUCUAGUGACGAAAGCAGUGAUUCAUCGCUUAAUGAGAGAAAAGAUGUAAAUAGUAAAUUAGAUGUUAAAAAACAUUCCUUAUACCAUAAACAAAAUGAAGAGAAAAUUGAAAACGAAGCUGAGACUAUUAGUCCUUCUAAAAGGAGGUCACUACUUAAUAAAAAAACCAAAAUUGAUGUCGGCAAGAAUAAUUCAUCUUGUAAUAUGGGAAACCUCAAUCAUUCAAAGAGAAAGUCCUUGUCUUUUGAAGAAAGUAAAUUAAAAUCAAUAGAAAAAAAUAAAUCUCUUAGAAAUUCAUUGCAUAAAAGGAAAGAAAAUGUUGAAACUAAGGAAUCGAUUUCACAGACUCAUUCUGAUAGUGAUUUUGUUGAAAUUCGGAAUAUGAGCGAUAAUGAAUCAAGUACUGAAGAAGAGAAUGAGUGUAAUUUAUCUAAAAAUCUUUCAUACAAAAAUGUUAAAUAUUUAAAUGAACAAGAGGAGGCCGAUUCAAGUGAUGAGGAUAAAAUAGAGAUAAAUAAGAAAUCCGUAAAUAAGUCAACCAAAAAGAAGUAUUCAUUGAAUAAACGUAAUGAACUACCAACUUCAUCCUCUGAACCAGAAAAAAGCGAAGCAGAUGUGGCAGAUCAAAGUCAAACGUUGAAUAAUAAACACUCAUUAAACACAAAUUCCAAGAUUCAAACCGCAAUUUUAUCAAAUUCAAAGAAAAGAAAAUUUAGAAGAGAUUUAGAAAGAACAAGUAGUUCAGAUGAAGACGAAAUCAAGUUAAAGGCGACAGCUAAAGUAAGUAGCCGUUUAUGCACAAGUUUUAUUGAUUUUAAUAAGAUAGCGAACGAAAAAUACUAUGAGAAACUACAUACAUCAUGUACGGUGAACACAUUUGAAGUUGGGGAUCCUGAACAUCAAACCGAUGAGAGUGGCUAUGAAAAAGUUGAAGAACAUACCACCCAACUCAUACAAGCAGUAGAAACAGACAAUGAUGAGUUUCACGAUGCGGAGGAGCAUGUUUUCACAAAUUUUGAGCAAAUAGAUAAAAUCCAUGUUGAUAAUCGUCGUCGAAGUUUAGCUCCAACAGGUCAUCGUAUUCCUGAUCAAUCUUUGAAUGCAGGUCAAUCAUUUAUAGAAAAUAUUUCUGAAGACAAAAAAGAAACUCGUAAAGAUAAAAAUAUUAAAAGGAAACGUAUGACACAAAGUUUUUGCAGUGCCGGUUCACUCGAUACCACAGACUUUGAGUUGCGUCAUGUAAACAAGAAACGUAAAAUUUUGGGACAAAAUGAUUCAGAAGUCGAUAAGAGUUUGGAAGAUUUAACUGCUAAGAACAUGAAAGAUGUACUUGAAAAGAACAAAAACGAAGUAUCUCAAGAACAAGAUACAAAUCCUGAAGUUCCCAAAAAGGCUGCGAUUGAUAAUGUGAACAGUCCAGUCGUAGAUAGCAAAAAUGAUUUUAAACGAAAAGAAAAAACCAAAUUAGCUGUGGAACAAGCACUAAAAUUUUCAGCAGAUGUUAUUACUCAAAUGUCUAAGAAGAAAAAGAAAAAUAAGAAGUUGGUGGAUGGAAAUAAACAUGCAUCAAAACAGGAUCAAAUAACAGAAGAGUCAAUUUCUGAAGCAGUAUCAAAAUCUGAAGAUCAAGCACAGACAUCGAUUGAAGUACAUAAAAUAAAAUCUUCUGCUGGGGAUAUAAUAGAAACACCCAUUACACCAAAAAAGAAAAUUCACAUUACCACAUUUAAUUUGCCAACUGGAACUGUUUGUGUCGAACCCAUGACACCGUGUCGUAAAGCAAUAGUAAAUGGUUUUAGAGAAAGUCCAUUUACACCAAAAUGUGUCGGCUUUAAGGUAGAAAGUAACUGCCAGGAUUUGUCUCCUACAUCAUCUCGUAAAAGCCGCAAACGCAAACGUUAUAUCGAGGAACCGAAACAUUCGUUACCGAAACCAAAAUGGACUCAAUCAGGCCAAUUUAUAGAGGAAGAAAUGUCAACAGGUGAAAUUGUCAAUUUAAAAAAAGGCAAGAAAGUUGAUAGCCUACAGUUAAGUAAGGAGAGCGCUCUUAAUUUUAAAAAUAGAGCUCUAUUUCGCAAGAACAUACAAAGGGAAAGUUCUCAAACGUUGCUUAGACGCAAAGAACGUGGUUUCCAGAACAAAUUUUAAUUUGCUUUUUUACAUUUAAGUUGAAAUUUAAGUUACUCUUAAUUUAAUUUUCAUAUAUUAGU